Temnothorax curvispinosus is the source of this 632-nucleotide messenger RNA. Its product is annotated as ubiquitin carboxyl-terminal hydrolase 7-like. NCBI's taxonomy places the organism in Eukaryota, Metazoa, Arthropoda, Insecta, Hymenoptera, Formicidae. The transcript is spliced from 3 exons. The record is from RefSeq and is a predicted model, not a curated record. The coding region runs from base 2 to 352 and encodes 116 amino acids.
AAUGACUUGCAACAAGCUGUCACCCGGCCCCGUGGACGAUACACCAUUAGAUCACUUAAACACAUCAGGCACCAAGUUGUAUAGGAUAGAAGAAAUACCGGUUGACGAAGUGAAUCUAGCAGAGGGCGAAAUGCAAGUUCCUGUUGCGCAUUUUCACAAAGAGGUUUUCUCAACGUUCGGUAUACCCUUCUUCUUCAAGAUCAAGCACGGCGAACCUUUUCCCAAAAUGAAGGACAGGUUGUUAAAGAAAUUAGGGGUCCAGGAGAAAGAAUUCGAAAAGUUACUUCGUACUCGAUCGCGAAAUAUUGGACAGCGGUUCUGUGAAUGUCCUGUGCGGAAGGAGAAGGGCUGACCACCCAGACGGUCUGAGAGGAGGAGGAGGCCUGGCAAAGGCAUCGGGCCCCGACGGAGCAACCUUGGGAAUCAUCGGAGCAACGUGGCUGACGUAACUCCGUCCGUUGCGCAUCGGUCGGUGAGUGACUUUUUUUAUAAUGAUCACUUGAUAUCUGAGGUGAGAUUGGGUGAGAUCAAAUAAUGUUUGCGAUUUAUUUCGCGGUUCGGUUCGUGGUUCGCGGUUCGCGAUUCGGAUUGUACUAUUUUUUUCCAUCAUUGAUUUAUUUAUUGAUUUAUUC